AUGAGCUCACCGGCGUCAAAGCGCAUGCGCUUGUCGACCUCGAGGACCUCCCUCUCAGGUCGCAAAAGCAUCUCGGGCAGCCAGUCAGCGCUGCCUCGACCAACUUCAGCCGCCGGACAGAAUCGACUUACAAGCACGCAACCCUCGUACGACUUCAUUACCGGAGGAGCAGUCGAAAAUCCCUCACAGCCGCCCAGACAGUCCAGACUCCGCCAGCCUUCUGUCUCCCGGGCAGAUCCUACCAAAGAUGAAAGUCUGCGAGCGAAGAUUAACUCCCUCGAGUACGAGCUGAAGAAUUUACAGCAAGAGCGGGGUCUUUUGGCAUUGCAACAUGAGAAAGAGCUGCGGGAACAACAACUCAGGGCCGAUGCAGACUUCAAAAAAUACCAAACUGCUGAAAGCGCAGCUCAAAAGGCGACCCAGCGACAAGAGGCACUUGCGAAGGAACUACGCGAAGUGCAAGAUCAAAGGAUCAACGAGAGAGCCGCGCUAGAACGGCAACUAAGGGAUCUCCAAGAUCAAACCGCCUCUCUGAAGGAAGAUGCCGCGGACGCGCAGGCACGUCUCGCUGAUCAAGAAAGGCACUACAAACACCAAAUCAACGACGUCGAGGCAAAACGCGCAGCCCUCCAAGAGACAGUGGACAGUGUCAAACAACAGCUGGAAGAACUAGGUCAGCACUUUGAAUCAUCACAGGCGCGUCUGUCAGAGCGAGAUGCGAAAAUCGAGAGUCUCGAAACCGAGGUGGCUGCAUUGAAGUCGCACUCCGGAGACAGCGAAGCGAUGCAGGUUCUGCAGAACCAGCUUUCUGAACAAAUGGGCCACAUCCGAAAGCUCGAAGCGACCAACAGAGAACAGCUGGCCGAGUUGCGGCGACUGCGCGAAGCGCAUCGCAGUGUAGAGGUCGUCGAAGAACAGAAGCAUGGGCUGGAAAUCGAGCUUCAAGUGCUCAAGGACGUGCAGAGACAAUUGGGCGAGGCUCAGAUACAACGAGAGAUCCUCGAGGAUGAAAAGAGAACCUGGACAAGCCUCUUGCAGCGCGACGGGCAAGAUAUCGAGUUCGACUCUCCCGAGGCUGUCGUCAAGGCUCUGAUCCAGCAGCGGAUAGAGUAUGCUUCAGUCAUGGACAGACUGGGCACAGUCGAAAGUGAACUCGCAGAAAAGGAUGAGAUCAUCAAAGCCCUGGAAAGAGACAAGGCGGCCUUGAACACCGACGUCGAGAAUUUGAAGACCAUGAAGACCGCACAGCCAGAUGCUGGCCAAGACAACAAAGCUUACAAGAGACUAGAGCGACAACGGGUCCUUGCUGUCAAAGAGGUGGAAUAUCUUCGCGCUCAACUGAAAACCUUUGACACCGAGGAGACUGUUUUGAUGGAUAACCAGAACUUUGAUUCACAGCGGUCUGAACAGAUCAAGAACCUGGAAAAUCUGGUAGAUCAAUACAAGGCGGAGGUGCAGACACUCCACUCCGAUUUAUCGAAACUCGAAGCUGCACCUGCAGCCGCUGCUCCCGUACAGGAAGAGCCCCGCGGAACAAAGCGACCGGCAGAUUCGCAGGAGCCUGAGGGCGACGGAGGCAAUUCACAGCUAGGUGCAUUGUUGCGGAAGAACAAGAACCUCCAAAUCGCAUUGCAGAAGACAGCUCAGCAGUCCCAGAUGCUGGCUACGGAUCUUCAAGCAACAAAGGCACAGCUCAAAGCCCUACGAGAGAGUUCCAAAACACGAGUGCUGGAGCUUCGAGACAACCCAACCGCCAAAGCCGAGGUGAUAAAAUUGGCAACCUUACGAACACUGAAGGAAGAAAACAAGGCGCUUCUUGCACAGCUGAGGGGCGAAGACCUUGAAGGCGUCAAAAUGGUCCCUGCCAGCUCGGUUGAUGCACUCAAGCUGGAUCUGAAGGAUAUGGAAAUGGUAGUGGCUGAAAAAGAGAAGCGGAUGAGACGCCAACGGGAGAUCUGGACGCAAAAGGCCGCGGAAUUUCGGGACGUUAUUGCAAGUGUCCUGGGUUACAAAGUCAACUUUCUCCCCAAUGGAAAGGCAAAAGUUUCGAGUAUGUAUUAUGGUCGACCCCAUGAUCUGGGAGACGAGAGCGGGGACGAAGAGGACAACCACUACAUCAUUUUUGAUGGGGACAAUGGUACCAUGAAGAUAAGCGGCGGGCCCGAGAGUCCUUUCGCCGCCGAAAUCAGGGAUCUGAUCAACUUCUGGGUGAAAGAGAAGAAGCAGAUCCCAUGCUUCCUUGCGGCGAUGACCCUGGAGUUCUAUGAAAAGUUCACCGGCAAGGAAAACGAGGCUUGA
Molecule: messenger RNA, 2298 nt
Organism: Cladophialophora psammophila CBS 110553
Lineage: Eukaryota; Fungi; Ascomycota; Eurotiomycetes; Chaetothyriales; Herpotrichiellaceae
Exons: 1
Coding region: 1-2298 (765 amino acids)
Biological process (GO): attachment of mitotic spindle microtubules to kinetochore; mitotic spindle assembly checkpoint signaling
Cellular component (GO): kinetochore; nuclear envelope; mitotic spindle
Source: RefSeq, a predicted model, not a curated record